Molecule: messenger RNA, 1794 nt
Organism: Fragaria vesca subsp. vesca
Lineage: Eukaryota; Viridiplantae; Streptophyta; Magnoliopsida; Rosales; Rosaceae
Product: mitogen-activated protein kinase homolog NTF3-like
Exons: 3
Coding region: 322-1440 (372 amino acids)
Biological process (GO): protein phosphorylation; intracellular signal transduction
Cellular component (GO): nucleus; cytoplasm
Molecular function (GO): MAP kinase activity; ATP binding
Source: RefSeq, a predicted model, not a curated record
UGAAAACAAAAAUCCGCAUAAUUGUCUCACACAGUAGCAGCUUCUUCGCUCUCUCUGGUUUCUGAUCGCGACGAGAUAACGAAUCUCAAGCGCCCCUCUAUAUUUCACAAUCCGAUCCCAAGCUUCGAAUUCCAAUCACAAUACGUGCAGCCUCUCCGGCGACAAUUCUGGCGCGAAAUUGGUUUGAAAUCGGGGCUGGGUCAACGGUUCCGGCGAGGUGUUUGAUUCGAUUGGAUUGAUUUCACCACAAGACAGGUAAAACAAGAUUUAUUAAUAAUGGAUCGAAGUUAAAAGUUAGUUUUGGUGUGUGGAGUUGAGGCAAUGGCGACUCCGGUGGCGCCUCCGAAUGGUGUGAGAUCAGAAGGGAAGCAUUACUUUUCAAUGUGGCAGACGUUGUUUGAGAUUGACACGAAAUACGUGCCGAUUAAGCCGAUUGGGAGAGGAGCCUACGGCAUCGUGUGCUCUUCUGUGAACAGAGAGACCAACGAGAAAGUGGCGAUCAAGAAGAUCAACAAUGCGUUCGAGAAUCGUAUCGAUGCGUUACGGACUUUGAGAGAAUUGAAGCUGCUGCAGCAUCUUCGGCACGAGAAUGUGAUUUCUCUGAAAGAUGUGAUGAUGCCGAUUCAGAGGAAUAGUUUCAAGGAUGUGUAUUUGGUGUAUGAGCUCAUGGAUACGGAUCUUCAUCAGAUUAUUAAAUCUUCGCAGCCUCUUUCGAAUGAUCAUUGCCAGUAUUUCCUGUUUCAGCUGCUUCGAGGCCUAAAGUAUCUCCAUUCUGCAAACAUUCUCCAUCGUGAUUUGAAGCCUGGCAAUCUUCUUAUCAACGCAAACUGUGACCUUAAAAUAUGUGAUUUUGGGCUAGCACGUACAAGAAAAGGGAAAGACCAGUUCAUGACUGAGUAUGUUGUCACUCGUUGGUAUAGGGCUCCAGAGCUACUCCUGUGCUGCGAUAACUAUGGAACUUCCAUUGAUGUAUGGUCUGUUGGGUGCAUCUUUGCUGAGCUUCUUGGCCGGAAGCCUAUCUUCCCUGGCACAGAAUGUCUCAACCAACUUAAACUUAUAAUUAACAUCCUUGGCAGCCAGAGGGAGGAGGAUAUUGAAUUUAUAGACAAUCCAAAGGCGAAGAAGUACAUCAAGUCACUGCCAUAUUCUCCUGGGACGCCCUUCUCCUGUCUUUACCCCGAUGCCCAUCCUUUGGCCAUCGAUCUACUACAGAAGAUGCUUGUUUUUGACCCAUCAAAGAGGAUCGGUGUCACUGAAGCACUCCAACACCCUUACAUGUCCCAAUUGUAUGAUCCGAAUGGUAACCCUCCCGCUGAGGUACCAAUUGAUCUUGACAUAGACGAGGACUUGGGAGAAGAGAUGAUAAGGGAGAUGAUGUGGAGUGAAAUGCUUCUAUACCAUCCUGAAGCUGUUGCAAGCAACGGUCAAGUGUAUUCCUAAACAUCUUGCUUUAGCUUCGGCAAAAGAGGCCUUGAAGCUGUUUUUGGUGUGAAUAGGAAUGGUGAAUAUUUUUGUUACUGUUCCAGCUAGCUUCAUAUUUAUCGCUUCCCUCCUAAUAAUCUUGCAGCAGCAUGCAGCAGCAGUGGGUUUCCUCUCCUCGGACAGCUUGCUUAUAUGUUAUGAGCUACGGUGAGCCUCAGCCCUCUGCAUGUAGGUGGUGGUUGUUCAAGUUUUGUAUAUAGGUCUGUUGUUGUAAUUGUAUGUACUCUUAUGUAUCUGGGAGUUAUUUCCGUUUGUAAUUAGAGACCCCCGAACCACGUUGAUACUGUUUGAUUUAUGUACUGCACAUUUACG